This is a messenger RNA of Bicyclus anynana (squinting bush brown), 5424 nucleotides long. RefSeq names its product dual specificity calcium/calmodulin-dependent 3',5'-cyclic nucleotide phosphodiesterase 1 (gene Pde1c). The record is from RefSeq and is a predicted model, not a curated record. Gene Ontology annotation, biological process: signal transduction. Bases 1230 to 3296 code for a protein of 688 amino acids. Lineage: Eukaryota; Metazoa; Arthropoda; Insecta; Lepidoptera; Nymphalidae. Gene Ontology annotation, molecular function: 3',5'-cyclic-AMP phosphodiesterase activity. The transcript has 14 exons.
AUAAGCACAAUAAGCCUAACACAUAUGCUUCAAGCUAAAGUUUCUCUUCCUCUUUUUCUCUUUCGUUCUACUGACAAUCUUUUCGUUGACUCUGCUGUCACUUAUGAUUACAAUAGCGGACUCUCGCAAUUUCAUCCGCGUGGAAUUCAGUUUUUCACAAAUCCCGCGGAAACCAUGGAUUUUUCCGGGAUAAAAAGUAGCUUAUGUGUUAAUUCAGCAUAAAUUCUAUUUCCAUUACAAAUUUCAGCCAAAUCGCUUUAGUAGUAGCAGCGUUAAAGAGUACAUCAUCCAAACAAAAAGCCAUACAAAAUUUCGCGUUUAUAUUAUUAGUAGGAUUAGUAGGAUUUAUUAUUUUAUAAUCAUAAUUAUUAGGCUUAACAUUUAUCGGUCUUAUUGGCUUGCAAAUGUAUUUUUAUUUUAAAAUCACAUAUUGGUUUUUUCUUAGUGUUUCCAGCAAGACAUUUGAUUUAACUUUGUGGCUUUAUAUUCUGUCUCAAAGGAAUUUUGAAUAAUAGUACAAUAAAAAAUAAAAACUGUUGUUAAAAUAAUAUAGUGUAAUGCAUUGUAAUAUUUCUUGUAACAUUCAAUUGUACCUAUACUGUUUUUUACGAGGUAGCUUUUAAGAUGAUUGCUAUGUAACAAAAGUGGCCCCGCGAAUGCUAUACAUACAAAACUACAUACUAAUUCAUCAGCAAAAAAUAGUUUUCCGAGAUAAACAACUGUGAUCCAAUGAAAACGUCUUCGUUCAUAGUUUAUGACUAGCUGCAACAUAUCAAAACAAAAUACGCAUGUAAGCGGUUUUUAGAGUGAUUAAUUGUACGAACCGCGUGUCUCUUUGAACUGGGUUAGUUUUGUGUUGGCUAUAAGUGAGUUAGGCUGGUGUUGACGGCAACUCCGUUAUAUCUUGAAUUGGUAUAUAUUUAUUGAUCGGUGUCUUAUAUAAUAGCGGUUAUUGACAAUUUUGACAAAAACGUGAGUUAAAUUCGUGUAGUAUAUAAUGUGAGCUUUAUACUCAUAUGUUUACUAACACAGUGAAAUUCGUGAAAUCUGUUGAUCGUGGAGUGAGUUAUAUCAGUAGCGUGAGUUGUUGGUGCCUAUUUUUGACGGUUACGUGAGUUUUUGGUGUUGACAGUUACGUGAGUGAUUUAGUGUUGACAGUAACGUGAGGUUUAAAACUUUUUCGUGCUGGAAAGGUUCUGUUUUAAAAACUGGGGAUAGCGUAUGAUGUGAUGAUGCGGCGGGGCAAAGCGUUGCUUGAGGGCAGUAGGCAGGGGUCGGUCGAUGGCAACAGCAAUUUGGCGAGUGAUAAGGAGCUAGUGCACAAGUGUAAUAGUGAUCCUGGCGGUGGGAGGGCCCUGGGCGCAGACGCGAGGGCACAGAGACACAGAUCUGUGUCCGGCGCGUUGAGGAAAUGCGUCCUAACUUUGGAUGGCUACUCGUAUGUCAUAGUGGCGAGUCCGCCGGGCGGCGCGGGCGCACCGCGAGAGGAGGCGCCCAGGCCGCCGCCGCCCGCCGCCCCGCGCAACGGCUCUCCCAAACAAGGCGCCCUCACAAUAGUCCGCCGCUCGUCCAGCCGCGGCAAGUCCGAGACGUGUCCGCCCACGGACGAGCAGCUCGACCAGCUCGACCUGGACACAGAGCACUUGCCCGCCGUCGACACGCCCGAUGCCUGCGAUAAGGCCGCACUCAGAUUACGCUAUCUCCUGAGACAAUUAAACAGAGGAGAAAUACCAGCGGAGACAUUACAAAAGAACCUACAAUAUGCUGCGAAAGUUCUCGAAGCUGUCUACAUCGACGAAACCAAGGAUAGGAGAGAUGCCGAGCAGCCGCGCGCGCAGCCGACGACACUUCACAUGAGGCGACUGCGCACUCCAUGCUGGGCGAGAUGUUCAGUAGAGAAACCAAACGAAGCAAAACCGGCCGUGGCGCGACAGCAAUCGGCGCCGACCCUGGUGUUUAGGAGGUUGGCGGACGAAGACGACGAACUAUCAGAAGUACAGCCAGAUGCAGUACCCCCAGAAGUACGGGAAUGGUUGGCGUCAACAUUCACGCGACAGCUGGCGACUGCCAAACGGAAGUCGGACGAGAAGCCGAAGUUCAGAUCAGUCGCACACGCGAUCAGGGCGGGGAUAUUCGUGGACAGAAUCUACAGGAGGGUCACGAGUACAGCGCUCAUGCAGUUUCCUCAGGAUGUCGUCAGAGUUCUCAAAACGUUAGACGAAUGGUCGUUCGACGUGUUCGCACUACACGAAGCGGCGGCGGGCCAGCCCGUCAAGUAUUUAGGAUACGAGCUUCUCAACAGAUACGGAAUGAUACACAAAUUCAAGGUGCCGCCCACGAUCCUCGAGAACUUCCUGAGUCGAAUAGAAGAAGGCUACUGCAAGUUCCACAACCCCUACCACAAUAACCUGCACGCGGCAGAUGUGGCUCAAACUGUACACUACAUGCUGUGCCAAACUGGACUCAUGAACUGGCUGUCGGAUUUGGAAAUCUUCGCGACGCUAGUGGCAGCGGUGGUUCACGACUUUGAGCACACCGGCACCACCAACAACUUCCACGUCAUGUCGGGCUCUGACACUGCACUGCUAUACAAUGACAGAGCAGUGCUUGAGAAUCAUCAUAUAAGCGCCGCUUUCAGAUUAAUACGCGAUGAAGACUGCAACAUCCUUCAGAACCUGUCCAGGGAUGAGUUCCGCGAGUUCCGCACCCUCGUCAUCGACAUGGUGCUGGCCACGGACAUGUCCUUCCACUUCCAGCAGCUGAAGAACAUGAGGUCGCUGCUGUCGCUGGCUGAGCCAGGUGUGGACAAAUCCAAAGCGGUGUCCUUGGUGCUGCAUUGCUGCGAUAUAUCACACCCUGCUAAGAGAUGGGACCUUCAUCACAGGUGGACAAUGAGUCUGCUAGACGAGUUCUUCCUCCAAGGCGACAAAGAAAGAGAGUUGGGACUCCCGUUCAGUCCACUCUGUGACAGAAACAAUACACUGGUGGCGGAGUCUCAGAUCGGUUUCAUAGAUUUCAUCGUGGAACCCAGUAUGGGGGUAUGCGCCGAUAUGUUGGAGUGUAUAUUGGGGCCUUUGCAUUCGAGCUCCAAGAACUCUACGAGUACAUCUGGUCAAGAACCUAUCAAUGAGGAAGCGGCAGAAACGCACAAAAAAUUCAAAAUUAAGAAACCAUGGGUGGCAUGCCUCACAGAUAACAAGAAGAUAUGGAAAGAGCAAGCUACGAAAGACGCAGAAGCGCGAGCCAGACUGGAGGAGGAGGAGACGAACGGGACAUCACCUCCAACAGAAGAAUAAUAUUUAGCCACAUUUGUAAAUAGCGUGAAAACUAGUUGUUAUAAUAUGUUUCAGUCGUUGUUAAAGAAAAGCUAAGCAAUCAAUGUUAUAUUCGCUUAGUGCUGUUGUGUUGUUUGCACAAGUUAAGGUUGGAUGACUGUUUCUUCUUUCUGUAUGAUUUAACCUAUUAAGAAUAUUUUUUUCAACAGUAAUUGCCCAUUUUAACAACCCGCUAUAAGCCUCCUUUAUUAUAGGAGGGGAUAUAUUAAUUCUUUACCCACAUAAAAAUGGAAAUGGUCCAGUUUUAACACCAAGGGACCGUUUAAUUUCUGGAUAGGUAUAGAUAGUAAUACCAAGCGACUUUCAGACUUUCUCUCUUUCAGACAUAAACGUUCGUUUCGUUUCGGAAAAGAACUUUCGUAGCCGUAACCUCCCGGCAAAUAAUAAAAAACUACUAAUAUAUAAACACAUGUUAAACGAAUAUUUAAACACAUGGUUAACACAUGUUGGAAAAUUUUACUACUGUGUACUACUAUUAAUAUAAAAAAAUGUAAAAAGUAUAAAAUUCUAUUUAUUAAAGUAUCAAAUAUUAUUUGCACCAUAAUUUUGAGAGAAAACGCACUACACCAAAGCCAAAACUAAGUUUGGUUUUUUCAAAAUUAUUUGAAAAGUUAAAUUACAUUACAAAAUAUAAUACAGAAAGAAGAAACAUGCUCUCAUUAGAGUCCUUAAUAGUUUAAGAGCCGUAUUAGAAACGACCUUAACCCAUUUGUUUAAUGGAUAAAAGAAUAUUUUAUAUCAAAAACUUGAGAGUAGGUUGCCUCAAAAACUCCUAUUGUUAAUGAUAGUUGAUAAUGGUUAAUGAUAAUUUAGCCAGAAGAUUUGUUGGCAUCCGGCUCGCAAUAUAUUUUUAACGUACUAAAUUUGAUAUAAAACACAUUUCAUUCAUUAAACAGAUGGGUGAAGGUCGUUUCUAUUUUGGAUCUUGUACUUUAAUAUAUUAAGCACAAUAUAAUUACGCCUGAUGUAUAAAUUCUCUUUGUGGAAGACAACGUAGUGAGUUUUAUUGGAAAAGGCGAUGCUCUGUGGAUCGGUGAACGCCUGUAGUGUAAAUAAAUACUUAUUUAUAAGUAGCUUGUGACAUAUUUUUUGCUAUUAAGUAGUCACAAUAAUUUAAAUUAUAAUUUCGAGCUGGCCUCGAAUAUUUAUUUAUACUUUUGUUAAAAUGUAAAUAAAAUAUCUAUUAUAUAGGUCGUUUUGUAUUAAUGUUUUCUCUUAGUUUAUUUAUUGAAAUUAUUAGUGAUUUAUCGCUAUUUAAUAAGUACAAUUUCAAUAAUUUGAAGGUUAAAACAUUUCACUAUUAGUAAAACUUUAUAACAACGCAGAACGAACGCUCGCAAUAUUUUCACGAGGUACCUAUGUCUAAUAGGAAUCAGGGAUCCCUAGAACAUUGUGUACACCUGACUAACAAAAUGUUCUAGGGAUCCUUGAUUUUUCUGACUAUAAAUAAAGUCUUUGUAAAAAAAUAACACCCGUAUUUGUUACUAUAAUUUUUCUGCGCCAAGUCUUACAUAACUUAACACGUAUUUUUUUUAUAAGAUUUUUUUGAAUUAUGAAUACCAGUGGCGUAGCGUGCCGUGGAGGGGCCCUGAAUCAAAAUUAGUUGAGGGGCCCAAAUAAAUGGUUAAAACUUCUCACAAAAAAGUAAACAAAAAUGCUUGCCUAAAAAAUAAUGACAGUGACUUAACAAAAGUACGAUGUUUCCAACUUUUGCCGCACGCUUAAAACCUGGGAAAAAAGAAAAAGUGCUUUUUUGACUUUAUAAUUUCUGAGGUGAAAUUCUAUAAGCAGUUUUUUUACUUACACGUAUUAAUUAACAAUUUUAUAAUUUACACUGAAAAAAUCAGUUUUAAAUAAUAGAGCUGCAGAUAACUAUAGAAUGCUAGAGGUAAAUUAAAUAAAAAUAGUCAAUAAUAAUUUUCAGCAGACUAAAACACGUUGAUAUCAAAGCACCUUGGUGCAUAAUUUUUCACAGAAAUACUUACUUAAAUAACAAAAUAAGCUUGCAUAAGCGAAAUUAUGAUAAAAACUAAUAUAACGACGUUUUACGUCGACUUUUAAUGUUAUUAAUGUAACAGGUUUGAAUUUU